Molecule: messenger RNA, 1875 nt
Organism: Drosophila hydei
Lineage: Eukaryota; Metazoa; Arthropoda; Insecta; Diptera; Drosophilidae
Product: modular serine protease-like
Exons: 4
Coding region: 94-1734 (546 amino acids)
Biological process (GO): proteolysis
Cellular component (GO): plasma membrane
Molecular function (GO): serine-type endopeptidase activity; protein binding
Source: RefSeq, a predicted model, not a curated record
CAUUCAGUACGCAAAUAGAAUUUGACGCGAACAGUCGACUUGCAACGCAACACAAUAAUAUUUCUUGUUCAACUGGACGUCGAAUAGCCUUUAAUGUUUCAAGUAUUACAAAGAGAGCUGUUUGGAAUUUGCUUGGUACUACUCAGCCUGCAAUAUGCCUAUGAAACAGAAGCGGGAAUGCCCAAGGUCCCCAAUAACAAAUUCGAAUGCAAGGAUGGCAAGCGCAUUGACCAUUCUCUUAUUUGCGAUGGUAAUAAGAAUUGUUUAGAUGGAAGCGAUGAGACAUUUGAAGUUUGUCACGAUUUCAAGUGCGACAAACUUCGUUGCAGUUACGGCGGCUGUAUCGAAACUACCAAUAUGUGUGAUGGCAAAAAUGAUUGCUGGGAUGGUACAGACGAGUACAUUUUCGAUUGUAGUAGCGAAACACAUCUAUUCAAUACAUUUAUCAGUGGUGAAUGCACUGAUAGCCAACACAGCCAGUUUCAAUGCAGACAAUCAAAAGAAUGUCUGUCCUACUACGAAGUGUGCGAUGGCGUUGAGAAUUGCUCCGACAAAUCGGAUGAAUCACCUGAGCUUUGCGUGGGCACCAUUUGUCUCGAAGGCACCUUCCGCUGUGCAUACGGCGCCUGCAUUUCCAAAACUGCACUAUGUAAUCAUGUAACCGAUUGUCGCGAUGGCUCUGAUGAAAUUGCUUCCAUAUGCAGCAAAGACUUCAAUAUGUCGUGGUAUACAAAUCUCUGGCAAAAACAGGAUAUACCAGACACAAUUGACACCACCACGAUCCGGAUUUCACAUGAAAAUGAGAAAAGCUGCAAAGUGAUCGGGGCUAAUGUGCAUCUUAAAACUAUGUAUAACGGUCUACCAUAUUUGGGCGAAGGAACCGUACCACAUAUGACGACGGUGAGACUCAGUUGCGGCUUUAAUUUUGUGCGCCAGGGCAGCGAUGUGAACACAUGCGACAACGGUGAAUGGAUGGCACCUUGGAUCGAAUGCAUCAAAGGCUGCAAGAGCAGCACGAUCACAAAUGAUCGCAGCAUUCAAGCCGUUUGCACUUAUGAGGACGAAAUCGUCGACUGCUCCACACUGCUCCACUUGCCCAAAACUAUUGCCACCACAAAGUGUGCUCAGGGCUAUAAGCACACUGAGGCUAUUGCUCAGGGCGAAGUUGAGUGCAAAGUUGGUGGCUUUUGGCGCAGGCGUAAUGCAGUGUCCGUAAAAUUAAAGUGCAUACCCGACUGUGGCAGGACUUUUGAUACGGUUAAGGGCGAUCCGUGGGUGGUUAGUGUAUUUAAGCGCAUGGGGCCUGAUAGACAUAACUUUCAGUGCCUGGGCACAAUUAUAAAUCCUUCCUAUGUCCUAACUGUGACCAGUUGCUUUCAACACAUGCGAGGCAUAACCGAAUAUUCCAUAAUAAUGGGCAAUCAUACAAACAGCUUCAACCCGAACAGGGAGCACGGCUACGAUGUGCGCCACAUUAGCACGAUCAUCAGCAAAUUCAAGCCUCUAGUACUGCUUAAAAUGGUAAAUCCAUUUGUACUCUCAGCGAAGGAACGACCCAUUUGCCUUGAAGAAAUCGCGAAUGAUUACAAUGGACCGAAACCAUUGCCUCAGGGAAUGGCUGUAGUCAAUAAGAAAAAUGGCACUAGCUCCUUGACACAUGUUUCAAAUAUCACACACAUUAUCGAUUUCCAGGACUUUCGGGAUAGUAUUAAAGAUGAAAUCGAACAAGCAUGAUCAACAUGAAAACUGUAAUAAUUUAUGAGUAUAUUUAUAUACGCACACGUCAUUAAUCUUCUGUUCUAUUCAAAACUGUCGUAUUCAAUAAAUUUUAAAACUAAAGUUAAAUAAACUUCAAUAAAUCUAAAUAAAGAGAAA